AUGGGUGCUCCUAAGCAAAAGUGGACAUCUGAAGAAGAAGCUGCUCUUAAAGCUGGCAUUGCCAAGUAUGGAGUAGGAAAAUGGAGUACCAUACUCAAAGAUUCAGAAUUCAGCAUAGUUUUGCGAUCACGUUCAAAUGUGGAUCUUAAGGAUAAAUGGAGAAAUUUGAAUUGCAUGGCAACGGGUUUGGGGUCUCGGCAUAGGGCAAAGGUUUCAUAUAAAAGCAAUCAAGUGACUCCCAAGAUUGCUAAAGACACCAUUGUUCCUAGUGCAGCAGUUGAGAAUGGUUCAGAAGUGCUUGAUGUGAUGCCUCUUUCCUCAUCUAUUGAAACACCACCAGAUGAUGGUUCCCAAAAACAAAUUUCAAGGCUUGAUGAUCUUAUAUUGGAGGCCAUAAGUAAGCUGAAGGAACCUCGUGGAUCUAGUCGGCAUGCAAUUGCACAGUACAUAGAGGAGCAACACUCAGUACCUCAAGACUUCGAAAAGAUGUUAGCUACAAAUUUGAAGCUUUUGACAGACAAUGGACGAUUAAUUAAGGUGAAGCAUCAGUACAGGAUUGCGCCAAGUUCAAUGUCUUCUGAUGCAGGGAAAGUUGCUUCCAUGUAUCUUCCAGAUGGAACAAAGAAUAAUCCUGCCAAAGUUAUCAGAAUUCUUACUAAAGCCCAAGUUGAUGCUGAGCUUGAGCAGAUGAAGAGCAUGACUGCACAAGAGGCAGCUGCAGCUGCUGCACAAGCGGUCGCAGAGGCAGAAGCUGCAAUUGCGGAAGCUGAGGCGGCAGCAAGGGAAGCAGAGGAGGCGGAAGCUGAGGCAGAAGCUGCUCAGUGUUUUGCCGAGGCUGCUAUGAAGGCAUUGAAAUGCAAUACUAUCCGAUGUUGGUAA
Fraxinus pennsylvanica is the source of this 879-nucleotide messenger RNA. NCBI's taxonomy places the organism in Eukaryota, Viridiplantae, Streptophyta, Magnoliopsida, Lamiales, Oleaceae. The record is from the annotation of a GenBank genome assembly.